AUGGUUAAACGUAUUCUAAGUCAUCAUAAUAUUCAUAUUGCUGAUAAUGAAAUUAAUAAUAUGAAACGAAGACAUUCGUUGGAAGAUGCUCCAUUAACGAAUAAUCGUACAAAUUCCGAACCUAUGAUACAUAAUGAUACAUCCAUAGGUAAUGAAUAUCAUCAUCCUAAUUCCAUAAAAAAACAUAGUAUAACGAUUGUUGAAGUUAAUACAACCGAAUUAGCACUAAAUAAAUCAAAUGAAGAACAAACAGAAACACGUGAACAAUGGAGUGAAAAACUUGAUUUUCUUUUAUCUAUUAUUGGCUUUGCUGUUGAUCUUGCUAAUAUAUGGCGUUUUCCAUAUUUAUGUUAUAAAAAUGGUGGAGGUGCCUUUCUUAUUCCUUAUGUUCUUUCAGUUGUACUCGGUGGUCUACCUUUAUUUUAUUUGGAACUUUUACUUGGACAAUAUUAUCGACAAGGUGCAAUAACAUGUUGGAGAAAAAUUUGUCCAUUAUUAGCUGGAAUUGGUUGGGCUGUAACUAUAAUUGCAUUCUACACUGAUUUUUAUUAUAAUGUUGUCAUAUCAUGGGGUCUUUAUUAUUUAUUUGCUUCAUUCAAGAAAAUUUUACCAUGGAGUGAAUGCAAUCAUCGAUGGAAUACACCAGAUUGUUCGACAGUUAAUACACGACGUCAAUUUUUAGAGAAUUGUAUUAAUCAAUUUAAUAAUACAUUGAAUAAUACAAUAGAUUUGCCAUCAAUCAAUAUUAAUGAACAACAUUCAUUUGAAACAAGUUUAUUGUAUGAAAAUUGUUCAGAAAAAUUAACACAAUUAAAAAUAGUUUCACCAGCACAAGAAUACUUCCAUUUACAAGUCUAUCGUUUAAAUCAAACACGUAAUCUUAGUUUAGAAAACUUAGGUAAUGUUAAUUGGGAAAAUUUGGGUUGUCUUGCAAUAAUUUAUCUUAUUUGCUAUUUUUCAAUGUGGAAAGGUGUUAAAACAUCUGGCAAAGUUGUUUGGUUUACUGCUCUAUUUCCUUAUGUUGUAUUAACAAUUUUAAUGAUACGUGGACUUUUUUUAAAUGGUUCAAUGAAAGGUAUCGAAUAUUAUAUACGUCCAGAUUUAAGUAAAUUAAAUGAUCCAUCUGUAUGGGUUGAUGCAGCAUCACAAACAUUUUUUUCAUUGGGACCUGGUUUUGGUGUUUUAAUGGCAUUUGCAAGUUAUAAUGAUUUUCAUCAUAAUGUUUUUCGAGAUGCAAUGAUAACUGUAGCAGUUAAUAGUUUAACAAGUUUUGCAAGUGGUUUUGUAAUUUUUAUGUUUUUGGGUUAUAUGAGUGAAGUAUCAGGACGAGCUAUAAAAGAUGUAGCUGAACAAGGAUCAACACUUGUUUUUAUUGUCUAUCCAGAAGCAAUAGCAACAAUGCCAUGGGCACCUGUUUGGGCUGUAUUCUUUUUUUUAAUGUUAUUAACACUUGGUUUAGAUUCAUCGUUUGGUGGAAGUGAAGCAAUAAUAACAGCAUUAAGUGAUGAAUUUCCUGUACUACGACGUCAUCGAGAAUGGUUUGUUGGAAUUUUAUUUUUCUUCUAUUUUCUUGUUGGUAUUCCAAGUUGUACUGAUGCAGGAGUUUAUUUUGUUGAAUUAUUACAAAAUUAUGCUGCAUUUUAUUCAAUAAUUAUUGCGGUCUUUUUUGAAGCCAUAGCUGUAUCAUGGCUCUAUGGAAUACAACGUAUAAGUGAAGAUGUUAAAGAAAUGCUUGGAACAAAACCAGGAAGAUUUUGGCUUGGAACAUGGUGUAUUGCUGCACCUUUAUUUCUUGGAGGUAUUAUUCUUUCGGGUUUAAUUCAUUAUGUUAAUCCAACAUAUGGAAAAGUAACUGAUCCAUUUUAUUAUAAGUAUCCUGAAUGGAGUCAUUUACUUGGUUGGAUGUUUGCAUUAUCAUCGAUUGUAUUUAUACCAGCUGUUGCUAUUUAUCAAUUAUUAAUUGAACAAGGAAAUUUUACAACGAGAUUUCGUUUGGCAAUAACACCAUGGAAAGAACGGCAAAGAAAACAAAAUCCUGAUAUAAUAAUUAAAUUUUGUCAUACGGAUGAUUGUCGUAGUGGUGAUUGUGAAUUAUUACGUCUUUCCAAUGGAUUAAUAAACAAAAUUUGUCAUUGUCCUAAAGGUGUUUGUGGUGAAACAUGUCAACGUUUAUGUAAUACAACUUCCCAAUGUGAUACUAAUCCAUGUUGGUUUGGUGGUACUUGUGUUGAUGUAGCAAAUUUUGAUUAUAUUUGUUUAUGUCCAUCAAAUCAUUCUGGUAAAAAUUGUCGCAUAGUACUUUCAUGUCAAACGAAUACUUGUCAUCAUGGUGGCACAUGUUUUGAAACUGCUUAUGGUGCACAAUGUACUUGUCCAGAAGAUUUUUCUGGUAAUUUUUGUGAAUAUAAAAAAAUGACAUACAAAUCAAAAUCAAAUGAUAAUUUACCACGUGUUGAAUAUAAACAAUUUGAUGCUGAAACAUUAGCAGUUAUUGCUAAUUUAGGAAGUUUAUCAAAUGAAAAUACUCUACGAUCCAAUAGUUUAAGUAAUAGUGUAACUGUAGCUACGGAUAGUCGUUCACAAUUUGUGUUUUGUUUAACUAAUCCAUGUGAAAAUGGUGGUACUUGUUUUGUAACAAAUACAGCAACGACAAAAGGAAUUUGUGUUUGUCGUGAUGGAUAUAAUGGUGAUUAUUGUGAAAAUUCCUCUCACAACAAUGCAUCAGUUGUUAUUAAAAUACCAACUGGUUAUUGUUCAUCAAGUCCAUGUUUAAAUGAUGGAACUUGUGUAGGAGUAGGAGGUUUACAAGGUUAUUGUCGAUGUACAGCAGAAUAUCGAGGUCUUUAUUGUGAAGUAUCUGUACGAGCUGUUACUUGUCUUCCAAAUCCUUGUAAAAAUGGUGGAACUUGUGUUUUAUUAGAAAAUAAUCAAGCACAAUGUUUAUGUACACCGGUAUUUCGUGGUUUAACUUGUAAUCAAUUUAGUUAUAUACCUUGUGGAGAUGGUACUUGUCAUGGUACACAGGGUAAUUGUGUCGCUAAUAAAUGUGUUUGUAGGACUGGAUUUGCUGGACCAAGAUGUGAUUCAGCAGAUUUUUGUGCCACAUUUCCUUGUCUUAAUGGAGGAACAUGUAUACGAACGAAUGAAGAACCUUAUGGUGGUUGUAGUUGUCCAAGUGAAUUUUCAGGUCCAACAUGUAGUAAUGAUCCAUGUAAUCCAUCGCCAUGUUUGAAUGGGGGUUAUUGUGUACGAAAACCCGAUAAUCUAUUUUAUUGUCAAUGUCGUAAUCGAAAUAAAGGAGUUUAUUGUGAGCAGGUAGAAUGUUUUCCAUCAGAUGCUACUGUUGAUGUACUUGAUAUUGGUAAAGUUCAAUUAUCAUCUUUACAAAUCGGUUCUCAAGUUCGAAUUAUUAAUGAAGAAAAUCAAGUUAGUUAUUCACCAAUAAUUGCAUUUCUUCAUCGAGAACUUAAUGAACAUGCUUUAUAUACACGUAUUCGUACAAACAAUUCAAUUGUUGAAUUAUCCAAACGACAUUUAAUUCAUCAACGUAAAGAUGGUUUUAUUUGGGCUGAAAAAUUAAUCGAAGGUGAUGAAAUACUUGUUUUAUCAUCCACUUAUGAUAAUGAAACACAAUGGGAAAAGAUUAUUGAAAUAACUGAUGUUCAUAAACAAGGUCUUAUGGCUCCAUUAACUGAACAAGGAACAAUUAUUGUUAAUAAUGUUCAUGCAUCAUGUUAUGCUCUUGUUAAAUCUCACAAAGUAGCUCAUUUUGCAUUAGCACCUUAUCGAUUUUAUCAUCGAUUAUUUGGCCAAUUGUUUCAUAGAAAUUCAAUGACAACACCAAUUCUUUCCUAUGCUAAUGUACUACUUCAUUUUUUCAAAAAUUUACCUAUUGCUAAAGAACUUAUUUUUUGA
Rotaria sp. Silwood1 is the source of this 3915-nucleotide messenger RNA. NCBI's taxonomy places the organism in Eukaryota, Metazoa, Rotifera, Eurotatoria, Philodinida, Philodinidae. The record is from the annotation of a GenBank genome assembly.